Molecule: messenger RNA, 1381 nt
Organism: Platichthys flesus (European flounder)
Lineage: Eukaryota; Metazoa; Chordata; Actinopteri; Pleuronectiformes; Pleuronectidae
Exons: 7
Coding region: 510-1232 (240 amino acids)
Molecular function (GO): DNA binding
Source: RefSeq, a predicted model, not a curated record
GUCGGACUCCAUGUUGACAUCCCACUGCCUCCUUCAGCUCAGACACACUCGCCUCCUCCUGCAGCUCCAGCACCUCACCUGGGCCCAGGUUGUACCGCACAAACACUGAGGACACACAGGAGAGCCAGUGAGUGAGCUGCGGUGCACUCUGGGUAGUGUAGUCCCGCUGCGCGCACACAAACCAAAGACACAAGGGGCCAACGUCACAUCGCAGAACUACAGCGCGGUCACACAGGAAUGACGUAACGGAGUGGCACCGGAAGUGGAGCGGCCUACAGGGGACACACACCGGAACACACACCGGAACACACACCGGGACAGACACCGGGACACACAACGGGACACACAACGGGACCAGCGGAACCAGCAGCACGGUGGUGAAGCUGGAGUCGGGUGAGUCGGCUCUGACCCCAUCACACUUCACUGAGCUUCACUUCCUGCGCUCGAGGGUUCGAGAGCUGGAGAGAGAGAAAGCAGAAGUGUCGGCCGAGAACCAGAGACUGAAGAACAUGUUGGUCCACGAAAUCCCUGGACUUCUUUCCACCAUGUGGCAGACGAUGGGGCAGAUCAACAGCCACCCCUGCGUCUCCACGGCAGCAGGCCGAAGUGAAAGCUACGCUGCGUAUCACCUCUCAGCGACCAAUCAGGACGGACCUUUCAGCCCUCAGGUGCAGCAGCCGGCCCUGAGCGUGGAGCUGUCCGGGUCCUGGGGUCCGCUGGGCUCCGAGGACGAGGACGGACCUGGAGCCAGCAUGGGGCUGGGGAGUCACAUGGGAGAGGAGGAGUCCCUCUGUAGCCAGGCUGACAUGGAGGAGCUGAGGAGGAGCCAGUGUUCCAUGGGAGACGCACCAGGAGAAGGGAGCCCGGUGGAGGUGUUUCCAGGCUCUGGCGUGCUCUGUGAUUUCCGGUGGUGGCAGGCAGCCAAUCAGGCACAGUCUCCCACGGCAAUGGCCCGGACACUGUUGCUGGGUGUGUUUGAUAUGAACACGCUGAUGAACAGUAACCUGAGGGGUGGGCGGAGCCGCCGGCCUGCCUUCCACCCUCAACGCAGUGCACUCGACCCGCACAGGAUCAACGCCAUCUUCAACGCCAUCUUGACUCGGUUUCCUCUUGCUAAGAAAGGAGUCAUCGGCUCAGGGAUCAACUCCAAACUGUCUGAGAUCCGAUUCCGCUCUCGCAGAGCCAAUCAAGAUGCUCCUCUGACAGACAGCCGGCCCCGCCCGCCUCACUGAAACCACGUCUACACAUCUGAAUAGAAAACAUCAAAAGUAGUUUUAUUUAUAUUUUUCCUGCAAAAAACAGAAACUGAUUUAAAUAAAGUAACAGAAACUGAUUUAAAUAAAGUUGAGUUUGAAAUAAACCGAUGAAAAUUAACACAACA